GUGUGUAGUUUAAAUGUACAAAUCAAAUCUGAGGUUAAGUUAUCGUAAGAUGACAAUCAAAAAUAAACUUUUAAGUUAAUUAAAUACUAGAAGAUAAUACUAAAAUAUACUAAAAUGCACGGAAGAUUGAAAGUAAAAUCAACGGAAGUACAAAAGGAAGAAAAACGAAGGGAGCAACAAAAGAAGCUCACAGCAUAUCGGAUGGGCAUGAAAAAGAUCUUAUCAUCCCGAAAAUCUGAUUCUUAUGAUGCUGAGUCGUUUGCAAUUGCGUCUCAAUUAUUAUUUGUUAAUCCAGACAUUUAUACUUUGUGGAAUUAUAGAAAAGAAGCAAUAUUAAUUGAGAAAGACAAAAGCUGUGAGGAUGAAACAGAAGGGGAAGAGAAGUUUAUAAAGUUCCUUGAAUCAGAAAUAUCACUAACAGAACAGUGCCUUCUAGCCAAUCCAAAAUCUUACGGAUCAUGGCAUCAUCGAUACUGGGUUUUAAUGUUACAUCCUAAACCAAAUUGGGACAAAGAAUUUAAUCUAUGCAACAAAUACUUAAGUUAUGAUGACAGAAAUUUUCACUGUUGGGAUUAUAGGAGACUGUUGGUGAAUAAAAUAGGUAUAACUUUGUCUGCAGAGUUGAAAUUUUCAGAAGAUAGACUGAAUGUAAAUUUUUCUAAUUAUUCUUCGUGGCAUUAUAGAAGUAAACUGAGAACAUUGGAUGAAUCUAGUGUCGAGGGAGAAUUAUCACUUGUUCAAAGUGCUGUGUUUACAGAUCCAGCAGACAGCAGUGCCUGGUUUUAUUUAAGAUGGGUUUUAAGUAAUCCAGCUCUUACCAAAGAUAAAAAGCAAGAACUGCUUGAGGCGUUAGAACAAUUGCAAGAAUUAGAGCCUGAUUGUAAAUGGAUCUUAUUGGCCAAAUGUUGGCUUACUGGUAGUUUGGUUCUAAGCGAUAGUGAAUAUGUAGAUAAGAGAGCUGUGUAUUAUAAAGAGCUGAUUAAAUUGGAUCCCCUAAGGAAAGGCCAGUACCAACAGUAUUUAGAUGCAGCACAAAAAUGAUGAAAUGUAACAAUAAUCAUAGGAUUUAAAGUAUUUUGCAUUCCUACAUUUGUAUAUUAAGUAUAAAUAUUCUUUAUUAAUAUAACAUUUAAGAACAAAA
Molecule: messenger RNA, 1141 nt
Organism: Sitophilus oryzae (rice weevil)
Lineage: Eukaryota; Metazoa; Arthropoda; Insecta; Coleoptera; Curculionidae
Product: geranylgeranyl transferase type-2 subunit alpha-like
Exons: 5
Coding region: 115-1041 (308 amino acids)
Biological process (GO): protein geranylgeranylation
Cellular component (GO): cytoplasm; Rab-protein geranylgeranyltransferase complex
Molecular function (GO): Rab geranylgeranyltransferase activity
Source: RefSeq, a predicted model, not a curated record